This is a messenger RNA of Sinocyclocheilus grahami, 1318 nucleotides long. RefSeq names its product gap junction alpha-5 protein-like. Gene Ontology annotation, cellular component: connexin complex. Gene Ontology annotation, biological process: atrial cardiac muscle cell to AV node cell communication by electrical coupling; heart development; cell-cell signaling. Gene Ontology annotation, molecular function: gap junction channel activity involved in atrial cardiac muscle cell-AV node cell electrical coupling. The record is from RefSeq and is a predicted model, not a curated record. NCBI's taxonomy places the organism in Eukaryota, Metazoa, Chordata, Actinopteri, Cypriniformes, Cyprinidae. The transcript has a single exon. The coding region runs from base 1 to 1131 and encodes 376 amino acids.
AUGGCUGACUGGAGUCUGCUUGGGAACUUUCUAGAAGAAGUCCAGGAACAUUCCACUUCGGUGGGAAAGGUCUGGCUCACCAUUCUUUUCAUCUUCCGGAUCCUGGUCCUGGGCACAGCUGCUGAGUCCUCGUGGGGUGACGAGCAGGAAGACUUCACCUGCGACACGGAGCAGCCCGGCUGUGAGAACGUUUGUUAUGACCGAGCCUUUCCCAUUGCGCAUAUCCGCUUCUGGGUGCUCCAGAUUGUGUUCGUGUCCACACCUUCUCUCAUCUACAUGGCACACGCGAUGCACAGUGUCCGCAGAGAGGAGAAGAGGAGGAAAGAGCAGGAAGAAGGAGCGCAAACAGACAGAGAUGGAAAAAAGUACCCAGAGGAAGACAAGAACUGUGGGAAGGAGGAUGAAGGUGGAGGUGGGAAGUUGCAAUUGAAGGGUGCUUUGCUACAAACAUACGUACUAAGCAUCCUCAUCCGCUCUGUAAUGGAAGUGAUCUUCAUUAUAGUCCAGUACCUGAUCUAUGGAGUCUUCCUCAAUACGCUCUACGUGUGUAAGGCCUCACCGUGUCCACAUCUGGUCAACUGCUACAUCUCGAGACCUACGGAGAAGAAUGUGUUUAUUGUGUUUAUGCUAGUGGUCACGGCUGUCUCGCUGUUGCUUAACGUCGUGGAACUGUAUCAUUUGGCGUGGAAGCAGUUUAAGAGUUGUUUGCAAAGAUACAAGGCUUCCAAACAGCGACCGAAUACACCAUCCACCGUGGCUGCAGUCUCACCAAACCUGUUCACACCAAACCGAGCUUGCACUCCACCUCCUGACUUCAAUCAGUGCCUGGCAUCACCACCAUCUUCCCCUACCAUACAGACACAUGCACACUCACUUAUACACCCAACCUGCCCACCUUUUCAUGACCGACUGGCGCACCAGCAAAACUCGGAGAACAUGGUCACCGAACGCCAUCGAGGUCAAAACUUCCUAGGGGUCAACUUCUUGAGCUUCUCGCAUGCACCGACAGAGACGCCCAACUCAUGCACCUCGCCUUCUUUUCUAAGCAGUGAAUCUGUUGCGGACAAGCGAAGGUUUAGCAAGAGCAGCGUGACCAGCAGCCGCAUGAGACCGGACGACCUUGCAGUAUAGCACUGACCAAUCGCAUCUGAAAAAGGUUCAUCUAGAAAAAGGGUCACUAGUCAUAAAACAGUUACGGGAUUUUGCACUUGACCUAACAUUUAUUUCAUUGCUGUCUGAUAGGCUGAGCCAGAAUAUCAAUUCACACGUUUGCACAAAUGCAUAAUGUGAGUGAUGCAUAAAGAGAAACAUGAAAUUA